CAGACCAUGAGACGGUUUCUUCUUAUAAGUCUAAAAUGGAUUUCAAUUUCAGGUUCCUUUUUCCAAUCCUCUCACUUUUUUACACAGUGAAAUGCCAAAUUGACAUGCCUCACAAGACGUUCUUCAAGCAUUCGAACAUCACCUUUUCAUGCAUUGGUGACGGGGAGUUAACGUGGCACUUAUCUCCGGAACUCGUUGCAAGAAAUAUUACGACUGCCACUGGCACCUAUCGACACCAUAUAACUUUCAAAGACAAUCCUCGGCGGUCUAUCUUUUCCAUCAUUGAUGCCUGGACCGAGGACAUGGGCACAUACUCAUGUUACGAAAAUGGCAGUUUUAAAAAUUCAACUCUUAUUUUGGUACAUCCAUUCAGAUACGAUGUGACAUUGUAUGUUGACGAGUUUAGUAGGAACGUUCAUCUAACAGGGAAUAUUCCCCCCAGUUUAAAAUGGUUUGUAAGAGUAAUCCCAAGUGAAGCUGAGGUCGAUUGGUUUCUGCCAUCGGGGGAAUUAGCUUCAGAAGAAAAAGGAUACUUUAUUAAAAAUGAAGAAGGACCAAAUAACAUAUUUUUUAAAACCCUUGUUUUAAUAAAUCCAGACGAUUCUGACGAAGGAAUUCAUCGCAUUGUGGCCAGUGCAGAUGGAGGCCAAGCUGAGCUCAAUCUCACGCUAAAAAUUGACGCCAAGCCGAAAGUAGAAAUAACGCAUCCCGUGGCAUACUGCCUUCCAAGCCCAAGCAGGCAGUGCGGAAUCAGCUGCAAGGUCAGAGCUGGACGGAAGUCAAAUUUUACUUCUGAUUUUGAAUGCCUUAGCCAAGCUUGCGACAACGCUAGCCAAAAACAUCAAAAUAAAAUAAAAAAAUUAUGGACGACAAAAGCCUACUCCUUUUACUACUUAAAUACAAACGUGACCGGAAAACUCACUUGCAAGGCUUGCAAUUCAAAUGGUUGUGACUCCAAUUCGUCAGUCACUGUCAUAACCAACGUAAUACACGGAAACAAAAUUGAUGCGAAUUCCGAAAUAGUGUAUGAGGGUGACGAUGUAAGAAUUUUGUGUUACGUUCCAAAGUAUCCAUGCAAAAGGAAGUGGAAAUGGUCGUACCAGAGACACGAUAAACUUGAAACUGAACUUCUCCCUGAGAGUCCUGAGACAUCAAAUUGGCAAAUUUUUAAUUUCGAAGACGAUUAUUCUUACAUCAGUGAGGCCAAUAAAAGUAAUGUAAACAACUCUAUCGAUUUUGGAAAUUACAGCUGCAAAGCAGAGUGCGAAAAUGAUGGAGGUCAAUUGAUUCAACAAUCAUACAACCUUGACCCACAAAAAGUAAUUUCACCCAAAUUUUUGAAAUCCAGUCUUUAUGAAGAUUUAUCUGUGAGUGAAGGACUUACAAUAGAGUUGGAUUGUACGGUGGAAGCAUAUCCUCCGCCAGUGGUUCACUGGUUCCAUAACGCACGGUCAGAGCCACUGACAGAAAAUGAUAGUUCAAGAUUUUCAUUUCCAUCAGAAGGAAUGCAUCUUAAAAUAUCACAAGUCAAGGAAUCCGAUUAUGGAAUUUACGAAUGCCAAGUGCACGGAUGGAAAACAAAUCAUUACAUAUUUAAACGAUUCAAACUUACAGAAAAAAGUCCUUGGAAACUUUUAAUUUAUUUGACCCCGGUCAUAAUUUUCCUUUUUCUUCUAGUAAUUUUUCUUUUGUGCGUGGUCCGAAAGCAAAAGUUAAAAGUUAACAAACUGACAAAUCAGGAAGUCCAGCUAUUUUUGGAGGGUGCGACGGAGUACAUAGACCAUAAUGUGGCCCUUGAUCAGCAGGCAGACCUUUUGCCGUACAAUCAAAACUACGAAUUUCCUAGAGAGCACCUCAAACUAGGUAAAAAACUUGGAAGUGGCGCUUUUGGUAUGGUUGUUCUCGCGGAAGCAAAUGCCCCAUUGUGUGGGGCGACAAUCGGCUUGGCAGGGAAAAUAAGGAAUAUUAACAAACCAAAAGGACCUACGGUGGUUGCUGUAAAAAUGGUCAAACCAAACGCCGAGCUCUCCCACAUUAAGGCGUUAAUGAAAGAGCUAAAAAUUUUGAUGCACCUCGGGAAGCACCUGAAUGUAGUCAACUUGCUUGGUGCCUGCACUGUGAAUUUGAGCAACAAGGAAUUAUUGGUCAUCGUGGAGUAUUGUCCUUACGGAAAUCUACAUUCGUAUCUUCUGCUGCAAAGAGAUAAUUUUGUGGAUCAGAUCGACCACCUGAAGGAUACUCUUGAUUUUGCAAUAGGCGAGGAAGACGAAGAACAGAUUGAACAAAUUCGACCAGCGCGUGUAACUACCAAAGACUUGGUUUGCUGGAGUUAUCAACUGGCACAAGGCAUGCAGUACCUCGCAUCCAAAAAGAUUGUGCAUGCUGACUUGGCCGCGAGAAACAUCCUACUGGCCGAGUAUAACGUGGUCAAAAUUUGUGACUUUGGUCUCUCCCGAAAUUUGUAUAAUGACGUCAACUACCUCAAAAAGGGAGAUGAUCCUCUUCCGCUCAAGUGGAUGGCAAUUGAAUCAAUCAAUCACCGAAUUUUUUCAUCUCGAUCAGACGUGUGGUCUUUUGGGAUCGUGCUCUGGGAAUUUUUCUCUCUAGCCAUUACACCCUAUCCAGGCAUUACCGUGGACACACAAUUUGUGCAGACGCUUUGUGAUGGGUACCGAAUGGACAAGCCCCAACACGCAACAUCAUCUAUAUAUCGGAUCAUGCUGAGCUGCUGGGAAGGAGCUCCUGCAAAAAGGCCUGAUUUUGAGGAGCUGGUCAAAAUAUUUGGCGAAAUAUUAGACGACAAUUUUAAAAGAUACUACGUUGACCUGAGUGAUCCUUACGUGAAAAUGGACAAUCAGCAAAAUAAUUUUUACUAUCAAGAUUUGCCCUUUUCUUCACCGACUAAACCUGAAGAGGAAUUAUUUGAAGGCUACCUCAAAAUGAAUCCAAUAAAAAGUAAAAAGAACUAACGGAAACCGAGGUUAAUUGUACAAUAAUAUCCUUGUGUGCGCGAAAAAAAUGAUAAAUGAAUAAAUAAAAUAGCUAUAUAAAAAGCUUUACAAUUUUUGCACCAAUAUUGCACAAUGCAUUCAUGGAUGUGGUUAUUUCAUAAUAAUGUUUAUUUUUUAUUUUUUCUGUAUUGGUAUUUUCAAUUAAUGUACCUAAUAAAAAGACA
Molecule: messenger RNA, 3175 nt
Organism: Neocloeon triangulifer
Lineage: Eukaryota; Metazoa; Arthropoda; Insecta; Ephemeroptera; Baetidae
Product: vascular endothelial growth factor receptor 1-like
Exons: 19
Coding region: 36-2969 (977 amino acids)
Biological process (GO): multicellular organism development; cell surface receptor protein tyrosine kinase signaling pathway; protein phosphorylation
Cellular component (GO): signaling receptor complex
Molecular function (GO): ATP binding; transmembrane receptor protein tyrosine kinase activity
Source: RefSeq, a predicted model, not a curated record